Messenger RNA from Akanthomyces muscarius, 573 nucleotides. RefSeq lists its product as uncharacterized. The record is from RefSeq and is a predicted model, not a curated record. Bases 1 to 573 code for a protein of 190 amino acids. NCBI's taxonomy places the organism in Eukaryota, Fungi, Ascomycota, Sordariomycetes, Hypocreales, Cordycipitaceae. The transcript has a single exon.
AUGAAGGAGGCCGGCGACGGCCUGAGCUGGGAGGAUAUCGGGAAAAGCCUCAAUCGAGGCAAAGGCGAAUGCAAAAGCCGGUGGAAAGUAACCAAAGACCAGCCUCUGCAAGACAAGUCAUUAGAAGACGAGGCAAAGGAGACCGGAGGGCAAGGAAAGCAUGCGCCGACCGAGGCCAAAGCCGCAGCAAAGGACCACGAUUCCCAGGCUUCGGCACCAGCGAACGAAAAGGGCGAGACAGACGGCGCCGCAAACGGGCUUCUGCGCUCAUCGUUGGAAGACUUAACCGAGCACGAGCGUCAGAAACAGUACUGGCGCGAGCACAUUGGCCGCCACCUCUACCCAGCGUCCAUCAGGGUCGAGCCCGACGCACACUUUUCGCAGAGCGACUGCCUCGUCCUCGAGAUGAUUGAUGCGCGAUACCAGAGCAUGCGCUGGCAGGAGGCCCAGGCACGCUUUUACAACGAAACGGGGCGCAUGGCCCCGCUCGAAGUAAUUCGCAGAAAGUGCGAGGAUGCUGCGGCCAGGACCGAAGCCGACAUUUCGGGCUGGCUGGACAGCAUUCCAGAUUAA